AUGCUCGAAGGACCGAUAAUCCAGGUCGUGACAUCGCGUCUGGCGGACAAGACCCCGUCCAUGCAGUUCCCGGAAGCGCUGGCGGAGCAGCUGGAGCGGCUUGAGACCUUCGAAACCGCUGCCAAACUCGCUCAAGUCAUCAGCUCCGGCGCUACGCCCCAAAAUAUCGCCAUCGCACGAAUGCUCUGCAUGCAACUCGCCCAGGAAGUGGUCGAGGCCGCCAACGAAAAGUGCCCCAUCGUCACCGGGCCCACCUUUGAAGAAAUCCCCCCUGAGCCGAAACCGGACACCAAACAGGCCAAACUGAAAGAUGCCCCCGAACCCACCAAGACGGAGGAGGCGGCACCAAAGCCCAAGGUCGAGGAAGCACCUAAGCCCAAGGUCGAGGAAGCACCUAAGCCCAAGGUCGAGGAAGCACCUAAGCCCAAGGUCGAGGAAGCACCUAAGCCCAAGGUCGAAGAAGCACCGAAGCCGAAGGUCGAGGAAGCACCGAAGCCGAAGGUCGAGGAAGCACCGAAGCCGAAGGUCGAAGAGGUAUCAAAGCCGAAGGUCGAAGAGGUAUCGAAGCCGAAGGUCGAAAAGGCACCGAAGCCAAAGGUCGAGGAAGCACCUGAGCAGAGGGUCGAGGAGGCACCUAAGCCAAAGGCCGAGGAGACACCCAGGCCGAAGGUCGAGAAGGCACCGAAGCCGAAGGUCGAGGAGGCAUCGAAGCCGAAGGUCGAAGAGGCAUCGAAGCCGAAGGUCGAAGAGGCAUCGAAGCCGAAGGUCGAAGAGCCGAAAGUCGUAGAGGCACUGAAGCCGAAGGUGGACGAGGUCCCGAAGGCUAUGGUGGACGAGGCCCCGAGGGCUAAGGUCGAGGAGGCCCCGAAAUCUAAGGUCGAGGAGACACCGAAGCCGAAGGUCGAAGAGACCUCGAAGGUCGAGGACGUUCAAGAAGCCGCGAAGGUCAAAGGCGUUGAGGAGGAGGACUCGGAGGUCGGUCAGGAUGAGGUUGCUCGGAUCGAAGUUGUCUCAGAGGUUGCUGAGAGUGGAGAGGAAACAGGGACAGUCGUCGACGUAGAAAGUACGGAGGACGACGCUGAUACUGAUGAGAUCAUCACUCAGACAGAGGAAGCUCAAUCUGAAGACGUUGCUCAAUCUGAGGACGUAGCUCAAUCUGAAGACGUAGCUCAAUCUGAGGACGUAGCUCAAUCUGAGGAGGUCGCUCAAUCGGAGGAGGUAGCUCCAGACGAAGAGGUUUCAGAGGUGGCUGAAACCGAGGUGACUGUUGAGACACCGAGAGCCCUUGAGGUGGAAGUCACUGGGGAUGAAGAGGAGAUUGCCUCUGUUGAGUCGAUUAAAGAGGUGGAGAUUGAGGCACCGAAGGUCGUUAAGAGAGUCGCUCAAACCGAGAAAAAGGUUUCUGAAACAAGUGACACCCCGAAGGUAACUGAGCCUGAGAGGUCUAGUGGGAAUGAGAGCGGCGUUGGGGCGGAGAGGCAGGCAAUUGAAGCACAGGUCGCUAAGGCACAGGAGAUUGUCGUGGAAGUUAUGGAGGAUGCGGAGGAGACUCCCGGUGAGGUUUCUGUCCAAGAGUCGAACUCGGCGGCUGAGACAGAGUCCGCUGAGACAGAGUCUGCUGAGACGGAGUCUGCUGAGACGGAGUCUGCUGAGACGGAGUCUGCUGAGACGGAGUCUGCUGGAACGACAGUUCAGGCGCUGCCCGUGCAUC
Molecule: messenger RNA, 1711 nt
Organism: Gregarina niphandrodes
Lineage: Eukaryota; Apicomplexa; Conoidasida; Eugregarinorida; Gregarinidae
Exons: 2
Source: RefSeq, a predicted model, not a curated record